GCCAGGCGGGGCUCUGGACAGGGGAAGGGCAGCGCUAGCCUCCCAGGCGGAGUGACUCCGAAUCGACGGGCUUCGCGGGGAACCGAACCUUUGGCGGUCCGAGUCACCCACCAAGACAUCCUCCGUCUGACGGCCUGAUGGGUUGUGGAGCAAAGUGAUUUCCCCUUGGAAGCCCAGCCACCUCUCCCAGCGAUGGAGAUGAAGGGGCAGCUGAUCAGCUCCUCCAGUUACAGCUCUUCCGAGGCGUUGCAGCGGGAGCUUUGCCCCCGGAUCCGGCUGGAGCGGGUUCAAGAGCUGCUGGAGAAGCAGCGGGCCCUUCAGCAGGUGCUCAGCCUGCGCCUGAAGGAGCUGCGGCGGGUCUGCAUGCAAGAAGCGGAACUGACGGGAAAGCUGCCCCCGGAGUACCCACUGGAGCCAGGAGAAAAACCCCAGUUUGUGCGGAGGAGACCAGCACCUGCCUAUUGGAUCCCCGCUACUGUAAAGAAUGAGGAAGCGACUUCUCUGGAGGAGCUGGCCCAAGAGCUGGCGCUGCAGCAACAAGUAGUGGAAGCUGCUCGGCGACUGGCGGUUGCCCCAGAGCUCACCGCCGAGCAGCGUCGGCGGAGGAGGCAGGUCCAGGCAGAUGCUGCCCAACGUCUUCGGGAGCUCGAGAUCCAGGUAGUUGAAUGUCGAGUGCGGCUGGGCAAAGGAGCCCCUCAGAGGAGCAACCACGAUGAAGCUUUUCAUUCAGAGAGCAGCUCCCUUUCAGAAUCGGCCAGUCACGAAAACGAUGACCCUCAUGGCUUCCAUUCCUCCAAAGCCCCCAACCCCCAGGGACCCUUCCCGGACCGACCUUCGCCCCCGAAGGCCCGUGAUCAUUUACGAGCCAUCUCCAGCAGCCCUGACAGACGCCCAGGGUGGCGGGUUCUGCAGCCGGAUCUCUACAACGAGGCCAAGGACCGCAGGAACUCAGUUGCCAGCCCGACCAGCCCAAACCGCACCCUUCCCAGGAGCGUGUCCAGCUUUGAGGGCCGGAGCGUCCCAGCAACCCCAGUCCUGGCGAGAAACGCUUGUGGUGUGAACCACCAGUUCAGGUCCGAGGCCCCAGCCCUUCACCCCCGCCAGUGGUCGGGCAGCCACGAUUCCCAGCUCGGCCCUCCAAGCCGCCUGUAUACCGAGUGCUGGGACAGGUCGCACUCUAUGCUUCUGCCGCUUUCCGGACCUCGGCCAGUAGCACAUAGCCUCCGAGGCUCCUGAUUGAGCCAGAGCCUCCUCUGGAGGACCUCUCUCUUGCCCUCUCAUGCCUCUUUCUAAAAGCAACCGGGCUCUGACCCGCUCUGUUCUUAAGGGCGAGAGAAUCCUCGCCCGCCCUACAAUGAUCUCCUUCUGGACUACUACCUGGAACGUAGGUGCUGGGGAGGUGGGGAGCACCUGUCCCGUCGGGAUGGGCCUUCCCAACUGGAGUGGGCCGCCUUUCCAGAGAGCCCUUCACAGCGCCGAGCCCGCCCGGCAGCCCGCACCAAGUCUUGUGGCCCGUUGCUCCCCCCCCAGUCCCGGGAGGUUGGCUACGGCCCCCCAUUGGCCCCCCACCGGAACUUCCACAAAGCCCUAGCCCUGGAGGGACUCAGGGACUGGUACUUGCGCAAUGCCGGAGUCGGCCAGCGGGGAGCGCCAGAGAGACGGGGUCCCGCUCAGUCCGUCCAUCAGCAGCUGCGAAGUUACUGUGAACCAGUGCCCCCCAACUCCGAGAUGGGCUACUAUGGGGGGCAAGGAGGAUUGCCCCACUCAUUGAGCUAUGCUGGGCAGCCGCUCUAUGGCAGACCCUUUGGGGAACUGCUUUAUGCGGACGACUCUUCCAGCUCUUCCUAUGCCUUGGACGCCACAGAGCACCCGGCCCCGGGGACCUUGGUCUGAUGCCCGCUUUUUUUCCCCCAAGGGGAACCGCAGUUCUGUUUCUGUCGUUUUCGCUGGUGCCUCUAUUCGCUUUUUCUGCUGUCUUCUACACCAUGUUGUUGUGUGGGACUCCCUGCUGGCAGGGUUUGUGUACGUUUGUGUGCGUGUGAGAGAGAGAGAGGGCUAUGCAUGUAAUGCUAGAGACACAGUAGGGGGCUAGAAUGUGUCCUGCCCGGUUCCUACACGUUGUUAUCUGUUCCCCCAAAUACUGGGGUUUGUGUCUGCUGUAGCAUCUCUUCUCCCCCCCCCCCCCCCCCAAAGGGUCUGAGUGGUUUUCAGUUCUCUCUUCUGGUCACUUGUGGCUGAGGGUGUGGUGUUUUAGAAACUUGGGAUUUAUAUUGGGGGGGGGGAUGCGUGUGUGUUUUGUGUAUGCACGUGCUUUGUUUCCUUCUUUGUAAAAUGUCAAAUAGCACAGAGAGUCAGCCUGUUACCGACAUCAGUCCUGUAACACAAAAAUCCCCCGUAUCUUGUUUUGCCCCAAAUGUGUCGUCUCUGCCGAUGCGCCUCCCCCGAGGGUCUGCCAGUCUUGAGAAGGUGAAAGACCAACUUCCGAAGGGGGAUAUUGAGAGGGAGCCCCUGUUGACACCCCUCGGGAUAACCCCACGAGUGUGGGACUUGGGGAUCUCCCAGAAUUUAGCUGGUCUCCAGACAACCAAGUUCAGCUCCUGAAGGGAACGGCAGCUUUGGACGGCAGACUCUAUGGCAGUGGUAGCGAACCUACGGCACUCCAGAUGUUCGUGGACUACAAUUCCCACCAGCCCCUGCCAGCAUGGCCAAUUGUAGUCAUUAACAUCUGGAGGCUCGCCACCACGGCUCUAUGGCAUCAUACCCUGCUGAGGCCCCACCCCCAAAUAUCCAGGAAUUCCCCCACCUGGAGUUGGCAACUGGAGUCCCCACCUUUCCCUGUCAUCCUGUUGGCUGAAGGUUGGGUGCAGAGUUCUUGGCUGUGUUUCAGUUAAAUCAUUCAAAGGCAGAGGCAGGGCAAACGGGGCCAGCUGGAGCAGCCGUUUAUGGAGAGCUUCUCCCCUCAUUCUGACUGUCCUGUCCAAAGGUGGAGGUGAACUUUGCGCACGAGGGUACGCAUCGGCCAAAACAUCUGUGCGCACAAACUCUUGGGGACCCUCAUGUGUGCGGCCAGAGUACUGCCGAUGUUUACACGCAACAACAUCCAGAUUUGCCCUUUGAGCUUCCAAAAGCACAGUUCUUAAACUUUUUCAACUUCCCACACUGGGUUUUCCCCUCACCCUCCUGCCUCUCUCUUAUCUGCCAUACCUCAUGAUCAUGCAAGAGCUCUUCCUUGGCACCAAAAUUAUAAAAUCUUAUUCUCCCCCACCGUUAACAAUUGUGCAAGAAAUAAUAGUCGGUGUAUUGUUGGCUUUCAUGGCUGGAAUCAACUGGGUGUCGUGGGUUUCUUGGGCUGUCUGUGGCCGUGAUCUGGUAGGUUUUGCUCCUGACGUCUGGGAUGCAGGCAAAACAUUGGGAGCAAAAACCUAUCAGGCCUCGGCCACGUAGCCUAGAAGAUCGACAGCAGCCAAAGAACAGUCUCUUCUUUUUAAUCUGUAUUUUGCCCCUUGAGUCAAGACUGAGGUGGGAGAGGAGGAAACACUCCGUUCCUGCUCCCCCUCCUGCCACACCCAGAUGCAAAGAAACAAGAUCCUUCUUAUAGGUCUGUGUGUCUUUUUAGUAUACGUUAAUGUACAGAUUGCAUAUGGGGGUCUGAAUGUAAAACUGAGCACUGUGCAGAAGGGAAAGGGGUUUCUACAAUAAAGAUUGUUAAAAGUGAA
This is a messenger RNA of Sphaerodactylus townsendi, 3716 nucleotides long. It is a transcript of the gene CCDC120, whose product is annotated as coiled-coil domain containing 120. The transcript has 10 exons. NCBI's taxonomy places the organism in Eukaryota, Metazoa, Chordata, Lepidosauria, Squamata, Sphaerodactylidae. The record is from RefSeq and is a predicted model, not a curated record.